This is a messenger RNA of Procambarus clarkii (red swamp crayfish), 671 nucleotides long. The record is from RefSeq and is a predicted model, not a curated record. Lineage: Eukaryota; Metazoa; Arthropoda; Malacostraca; Decapoda; Cambaridae.
GAGCUCGUCUCCUGCGAGUACGUCUCCUGCGAGUACGUCUCCUACGAGUACGUCUCCUGCGAGUACGUCUCCUGCGAGUACGUCUCCAGUGAGUAUGUCUCCUGUGAGUACGUCCCCUGCGAGUACGUCUCCAGUGAGUAUGUCUCCUGUGAGUACGUCCCCUGCGAGUACGUCUCCAGUGAGUACGUCUCCUGUGAGUACAUCUCCUGGGAGCUCGUCUCCUGCGAGUACGUCUCCUGCAAGUACGUCUCCUGCGAGUACGUCUCCUGCGAGUUCGUCUCCUGCGAGUACGUCUCCUGCGAGUUCGUCUCCUGCGAGUACGUCUCCUGCGAGUACGUCUCCUGCAAGUACGUCUCCUGCGAGUACGUCUCCUACGAGUACGUCUCCUGGGAAUACGUCUCCUGCAAGUACGUCUCCUACGAGUACGUCUCCUGUGAGUACGUCUCCUGUGAGUACGUCUCCUGUGAGUACGUCUCCUGUGAGUACGUCUCCUGCAAGUACGUCUCCUACGAGUACGUCUCCUGGGAAUACGUCUCCUGUGAGUACGUCUCCUGUGAGUACGUCUCCUGUGAGUACGUCUCCUGGGAGUACGUCUCCUGGGAGUACGUCUCACAGAAACAUGCUACCUGCAUAUCAUGUUACAGUUCCAUUAAUAGUCUCCUUGUAAACUG